Messenger RNA from Hymenoscyphus albidus, 3102 nucleotides. The record is from the annotation of a GenBank genome assembly. NCBI's taxonomy places the organism in Eukaryota, Fungi, Ascomycota, Leotiomycetes, Helotiales, Helotiaceae.
AUGUCUUAUCCACCAUUACCCGACAGCGAUAAUGACAAUAACGAUGAUUUUCCACUCGAGGACGAAAACAUCGAUGAUGAUGAUAAGGAUGAAAGAGGAUACAGCUCAGCCACCGCUGCCAGAAGAAGAAGAAACCAAAGACGCGCCGAAAGAUAUUUAGACGAGUUGAAAAGGUCAGACCCCCAGUCUCAGGUGCCAAUGGAGUUGGCAGGUCUAUCAGCACCUCCCAUAGCUGCAGGAUACGACAUAGACCCAGAUUAUUUGACCUGGUUCGGCAAAUCUCCGAGUUCGCUAGGACCUCCGACGUUGGGUACCGCAGCUCAAGUGGUUGAUCAGGCACAGCCAAUUGGUCGCCCCGAGUAUCCUCUGGAAUUAACUGGGCAAUCAUAUCACAGCAACGCUCUGCCCCAAGUUCAAGAUGCUUCCAUUCCAGAUGAUAUGCGUCAGCUGAUUCCGGCUACUAAGCGAGAAAGGCUAAGGAGACCUAAAAUCGCUCGAGACGCUGAGAUCGUGGCGAGACAGAGGCCGAAUUAUGAGUAUUGGGAAGACCCGGCUGAUCCGGAUCCGCGAGAGGCUAUUGAUGAUCAUCCGCGUAGGAAGAACGAACGGGUGAAGGACUGGAAACUGCGGGUGUUGAAAGCCAGAUCAGACCUAGGCAUCCAAAUGAAAGAUUUGCCCCCGGAAACCAAAGCUGAAUUACUCCCGUCAGCGGGUAGUAUGAGACCAACAGAAUGGAGAGUUACAACGAAUAAACUGCAUCGAAAGAGGUUGAAGGAAGAUAAGGCGUAUAAUGCCCAGUUUCAUCAGGAGAAAAAGAACCGACAGGAAAACAAUAAGAGGAUUGACGACAAUCUCUUACAGAAAGUACGAGAGUGGCAACAGCGCAGAGGCUUGCCCCGCGAGCCGACUCCAGACCCUGGGGAGGAUAGUGGGGAUGGAUUGUGGCACAUGGAAUUUUUGAAAACCAUGCAUGACGUAACGAAAAGGAGAUGUAGGGAAUGCGCAUUAUCAAAAUAUGCUUGUUCUUUGGUGGAGUUUCCCAAUAUACAUCCUUGCACAUACUGCUCCCGAAGAGAGUUCAAAUGCGAGCCAUACAUACCUCAUUAUAAAGUGAGAGGAGCUCCCCACCUGGCCGGCGAGCUUUACGAGGUGCCUCCGACAACGAAAGGCAAGCCCAGAGUAGAAGAUACCUUGAAGCGCUUUGAUUAUCUGAAAGCGUACGAUCCGGCACUCGGUGGAAAUCCUGAAAAGUAUAAGAUCGAUUAUGGUGCCGCGAAACUUGCAGCGGCACAUCCAUAUCAAAGCCAUCCACAACCUUAUAGGAGCAGAACACCUCCAGGAGAAUCCAGGGAUGGAGUCAAUCCAAGUCGAGCAAGACUCGAGGCACUACCGGCCGACCAACGAACCACGACUGAGACUCCACGAAGGCGACGGUCACGCAGUCCCCUUCGUGACCGCCCAACUGAUAUCGGGCGCUUGGGGAGAGACUUGUCGACGGCCGACAGACAAACCACUCUCCUAUCGUCCACACCUCUUCCGGGUCCGGGGACAGGAGACGAAUUCGGUGGUACUGAGGAUCUUCUUUUCGGCGAUGAGGAUCUCUAUAAUGCGAGCCCCCCUCGACCUGCUCAACCUGCUCAACCUGCUCAACCCGCUCAACCCGCUCAUAAUGUACCCUUUCCAGAAUUGCCAGCCGUGGUCCUGGAAUCUGGUGCACGGCUCCAUUUUGGAGCUUGCAAGAAUUGUGCUGAUCAUGGUCUCGACUGUGACAACGUGAGACCUUGUGGACAUUGUCGACAAUUGAAUCUUCCAUGCGACGAGUUGUUGGUUCGCGUAUCGAACUUCCACAAUCUGCCCUUCCGUCCAGCCCCAACGCCCGCCGCUCAGCCCAGCACUGAAGAUUCGGGUCAAGGAAGGUCUUUCGCAGAUGUCACCAAUUUGGCUUUAUCCAGCCUGAACUUAUGGGGACAAGUUGAAUCCCAGCGAGCCGAUGCAGUACAACCAACGGAAACAUCUGAAGAUGGAGCAGUCAACCUUAUUGCCGCCGCUCAGCAACCCGCCGUAACGACAAACGUGGACUCUGAGGGAGACUUUGAUAUGGGCCAAUUCUUGAACGCAAGCCCAGGGAACGUCAGCAAAAUGAAUCGGGAGCUUGAAAAUCCAUCCAAUUCACAACAAAUAGUAUCCGCAAGCCCGACGGGAUUCGCAAGGCUCACCUCACGUAUAAGUCCCUUGAGCGCAAGCCAAGAUCGCCAGAACCUCGCUAACGAAACUGGAUCACAAUUCCAUUACGCCUCCACAGAACAAAGUAUCGUCCCUAGCGCCACACUGCAAGAUCUCGCCGCGGGUGGAGGUAGCCCUAUGGACUUCAUGACCGAAUUGUCAUUCUUACAACCCAUCAACUCCCCCCUGAGGGGAGGAGCAGAGGUGCAAUUAACACACCGUAGUCUCCAGCGACUCAACGGAUACAUGCUGAUCGAUUUCUACGACCACGCUCAUGACGAGGAGAAAGCCCUCAAAGCCGAAGAUUUCCUCAUGACAUUCCGAAAAUGGAAGCCGGGCAUGAUCAAGAAUCCUCCCGACAACAAGAACAUUCCCUGCAUACAGGACUUGGAUUGGAAUGCGAAACUCAAAGGCUUGAAGGGUCCUGCUUCUGAUCCUCGCUUCUGUUUCAACACCCCAAGUGCGAAAUGUGAGACGACUGGCCAUAAUUCCGCAUUUGGAAAUGCAGACGGUCAUAUAUGUGAAUACUGCCAUAUGAUACAAGAGGGCGUUGCUAUGGAAAUUUCACGGGCCGACACACAAACUCACAAGGCAUACAUGUGUACAGAGUGCGCUGUAGAGGCAUCACAAGAUGCGGAUAUCUUGAGAGGAGAGUGUGUCUGCAGGGAAACGAUGGCUCUAAAUACGGUGUGUCAUCCACAUUUCGAAAGUGGAUGGAAAGAGAUACAACUCAAGACCGUGAGUGCGAAUGAAUGGUUGUUGAGGAACUUUGGCCAAGGAGAAGAAAAAUGUGUGGUGUGUGCUGAGAGGGGUCCGCAGCCAUCAGGUGGAGUGUAUGUCUGUAAGGCUUGUCACUCCAUUGUGAAGGAUUGGAAUUAG